Molecule: messenger RNA, 918 nt
Organism: Alternaria metachromatica
Lineage: Eukaryota; Fungi; Ascomycota; Dothideomycetes; Pleosporales; Pleosporaceae
Exons: 3
Coding region: 1-918 (305 amino acids)
Source: RefSeq, a predicted model, not a curated record
AUGCCAGAACGCAGCGUCGCAUCGUUCGAGAUCGAACGACUGGAAAUAAGCGACGGAAUAUCUGACAAGACAAUCUACGAACCAAUCCCAGCGGGCGAGUUCAUACGCGUCUUGAAACUCCAACCCGGCGAUACCGACCAAGACAUCAAGUGCAGCCUCGAGAUCGUCAACAUAGAACAGUCCAAGGGCUCAUAUGAAGCCAUAUCUUACGUUUGGGGCGACCCCAACAAUACUGUCAACGUGCAGUGUAAUGGACAGCGGGUGCCGAUCACCGUCAGCCUCGCAGAUGCCCUCCGAACCUUUCGCCACGCAUCUGAACCUCGAGUUCUAUGGGCGGAUGCUCUGUGUAUCAACCAGGAAGACAAAAGUGAGAAAGGGCACCAAGUGAAGAGAAUGGGCGAGGUGUAUGCCAAUGCGAAACACGACCUCAAUCUUCGUCUCGCCUACGCGCUAAUGAACAAUGCCGCGGAAGGGCCGUUCGUUCUUUCGGCUGCCACUCACAACAGGAGAGACAGACUUCUGAACGGCAUGCAUCCUUCUUGGCUACCGCAAAAGUUGAUUGAGACAUAUGAAAAGAGUAUCAUUGUGGCGAGACCGGGUGACCAGGAGGCUGUGAUGGACGUGAAAGAGAGACUAGACGCAACAUGGGUCAAGGCGAAACUUGACGAACUCUACGGCGCGAGUAUGUUUUUGACUAGAGAUGGGCGCAUCGGAAUAGCUCCACAGGGCGAUCUGGUCGAAGUCGGCGAUGUGUGCUGCGUUAUCUUCGGGGCAACUGUGCCUUUUCUCCUCACACCGGUAAGAGAAGGCCGGCACAAGCUUAUAAGCGAAUGCUACAUCAAUGGUGUAAUGAACGGCGAAAUUAUGCAACAGUUCGAUGGGAACGAUCUCAGCGAGCAUCGUUUCGUUCUGGAAUAG